AUGCUUGCUCUCGCCGCCCGUCGUGUCUGCACCGCUCGCGUGCUCGCCACGCAUCCAUCCCGCAGACUUGUUCAUCUCACCGCACCCAGAGCGGCAGACGAGCGUUGGCAGACGCUCACCAACAUUCUCGCCGAUGACAACCCGCCUCCCGUACAAGUCAAAUCCAUCUCACGCGAAGGCAUUCAGCUGGCAGACGGCCUUAUACUACCAGGCGCAGUGAUCUUUCUAGAUGGAAAAGUGCUGCUCUGGAACGUUCCCUCCAAGCUCUGGCAGGGUUGGACCGAAGAGACAUUCGGCGUUUUCGAGGCAAUCGUACCCAAGCCAGAAAUCUUGCUGUUGGGCACGGGCAAGACGGUAGUACCGCCCCCUGCUGCGCUUAGAAACUACCUUCGUGGCCUGGGCAUACAAUUGGACGUUAUGGACUCGUGGAACGCCUGCUCAACGUAUAACUUGCUCGCUGAAGAGGGGCGGCGCGUAGCCGCCGCCCUUCUCCCGCACGAGCCUUUCGAGUGGAGAUAG
Peniophora sp. CBMAI 1063 is the source of this 519-nucleotide messenger RNA. The record is from the annotation of a GenBank genome assembly. NCBI's taxonomy places the organism in Eukaryota, Fungi, Basidiomycota, Agaricomycetes, Russulales, Peniophoraceae.